Nothobranchius furzeri (turquoise killifish) is the source of this 1472-nucleotide messenger RNA. RefSeq names its product hairy-related 3 (gene hes3). Gene Ontology annotation, molecular function: protein dimerization activity; RNA polymerase II cis-regulatory region sequence-specific DNA binding; DNA-binding transcription factor activity, RNA polymerase II-specific. The record is from RefSeq and is a predicted model, not a curated record. Gene Ontology annotation, cellular component: nucleus. NCBI's taxonomy places the organism in Eukaryota, Metazoa, Chordata, Actinopteri, Cyprinodontiformes, Nothobranchiidae. Gene Ontology annotation, biological process: regulation of transcription by RNA polymerase II; anterior/posterior pattern specification; regulation of neurogenesis.
UGCAAGCAGCAGAAAAUCGAAAAUUUGUGGACAUGAGGGGAAUUAUCACGGUGCUUCCUCCAACCAGGUGGCGUGAAACUUAGAUAUAAAAGACUGAACAUAGAAGUCAGCAGGGCCUUUUUCUGUACAAGAAGCAGAGCCAUUAUUAUCAUCUUCGUAAUUUUAUCGCUUCUCUUUGGUUUCUGCGCCCCACACGUCGAUCGUAGAGUAAAUAUGUCCAGAAGUGGUCUGGAAAUUAAAUUGGCUGUAAUUUUGAUAUUUUAUGGGCAAAAAUUUAAGAUCUAUAUUGACUACAUGUAAUAACUUCUUUUUCUUGUUGUUGUUGUUUUUGUUGUUAUUGUUGUUAGCCUCAAGGGCAACAUGCCGAUAAUCACUUAAGUCGCUUUGGACAAAAGUGUCUGCUAAAUGCAUAAACAUAAACAACAAUAAUAACAACAUGGCGUUUUAUUUACAGACUUAAAAUAAGACACUCACAUACAAUAAAAACGACUAAAUUUGUGACUUUAAACUAUUGGGCUCGUUUCACUUACAGCUUGAGUUCAAAUUAAAUGAAUAAACAAAUGCACGUAAACUGGUUUAAGGGAUUAUUUAAAACGCGCGUUUUAAAAAAAACUCACCAUCUUGGCUGAGUCUGCGUCUUUUGGCUGCUAAAUGACGCGCGUGAUGCUCACUUGAGCGCAAGAGACAGGCGGUUCUGUUUGCAUUGAGAUGUUAAGUAGGUGUCUCUAUAUAAAACUACUGUGGAUCGACUCCCUCACUGUGGGCUCGGAGAAGAAAACAGAUUAACUUCAAGGAAAACGACUAGGAAUAACAUAAUGGUGGCGACUACAGAGUGCCCAGAAAAGGCCAAACAAGCUACUGGAAACAAGGUUUCUAAACCACUGAUGGAGAAGAAGCGGAGAGCUCGCAUAAACCAGUGUUUAGACGAGUUAAAAUCUCUCCUGGAGACUUUCUACAGCAGCAGCAUUCGAAAGCGCAAACUGGAGAAGGCAGACAUCUUGGAGCUCACUGUAAAGCAUUUGAAGAACCUUCAAAAGACACAGAGUUGUGUUGCUGCUGCCUCUGAGUUCCCUGAUUACCAGCUCGGCUUCCGUUGCUGCCUGACAAACGUCUACAAGUACCUGUUGAUGGCUGAAAACCUGAGCGGGAGUGACCGCUGGAUGCUGUCGCAACUCUCCAACAAGCUGCGCCUCUCUAGGACAGCCUCCAGCACCAUGGACAGCGCCCCGGCCCAAAGUGAGCCACAUGAGACGAGGACACUUAACGCACCCGAGGAGGAGGAAACAGCCAAACCCAAUGAAGCUCACACACUCCAUAAUACACACAUUUCUCCUUUUCUGUCAAGAGAAGACGACAGACAUUCGUCCUGCAGCAAACAGGAGCAGAAAAAGUCUGAAACUCACAGAAGCUUCGAUCGUGUGGGUAAUAGGGCUGAUGUAAACACGGAGCUCGGUGUGUGGCGACCUUGGUAG